AUGGAAAGUGGUAGUGCUUUUCGUCCCUAUCAAAAUUUACCAAAACCAAGUCCGCCAUUAACUGCUAUAGAUAAGUUCUUAUUGAGUCAUGAAAAUGAUUUUUAUCCUUUUAGUGGUGCAAAUGCAAGUAGUGGUAGUAGUAGUAGUAGUAGUAGCCAUGCAAAUGGGAUUUCUUGGCCAAUAAGUUUACCAGACCCAAGCUUUAUUGAAGGUUUUUUUCUCAAUGAACAAGAGAAUGGGUUAAUAGAAGACGCGAAAACAGUUCAAAAAAAUAAAAGGGAGAGUUGGAAAAAGGCAAAAGAAGGCAAUUCAACAAAAAAUUAUUUGGUCAAGGGUCAGUGGACUGAUGAAGAAGACAGGAAACUUCUUAGGUUGGUAAAACAAUUUGGAGAAAGGAAAUGGGCUCAAAUUGCUGAGAAGAUGGACGCUAGAGCAGGGAAACAAUGUCGAGAGAGAUGGCAUAAUCAUUUCCAUCCAGAUAUCAAGAAAGAUACAUGGAGUGAAGAAGAAGAAUUGCUGUUAGUGGAAACACAUAAGCAACUUGGAAACAAAUGGGCAGAAAUUGCUAAGAGAAUUCCUGGAAGGACUCAAAAUUCAAUCAAGAACCAUUGGAAUGCCACGAAAAGAAGGAUGAAUUCAAGGAGAAAUAAGAAGAGAAAAAAUCAACAAGAUGGCGGCCAAAAAGAAGGCUCCAAUUUUUUCCAAGAUUAUAUAAGAAGCGUGUACUUCACUGAUGAUUCUUCUCCCACCGCCUCCUCGUUCUACGGUGGCGGUGGCGGUGGUUCUGGUGGUGGCAGUUCCACCGCCACGACAGUCGUCACACCGAGUAAUAGUACAAACACAAAUGCAACUCCACCAUACACUGAUGAUGAUGCUCUAUCUUUGAUCACUCAUCAAACAUGUGAUGAAGAAAUGAACUUCAUGCAAAAUUUAUUUGGAAAGAAUUCACUCAUACUAUGUGAUAAUAAAGCCAUUGAUCAUUCCAAGGAGGCAAAAGAAACUCAAAAUCUUUUUGACAACAACUCAUCAAUGAUCUCUUCUGCAUUCAAUUCCUUUCCACUGGCUAAGGGUAACGUUGGGAGUUACAGUACUGCUAGUACAGAAAAGGUCACAGACGAAGUUGGGAAUUACAUGCCUGACUAUAAUACCAAAGAGGUUAAUCAACAUUAUUAUUGUCCUGACAUUUACCUUUCGUACCUUCUAGAUGGUUCGUCUUAUAUGAUGAAUCAAGCAUCUGGUUGCUCUUCUGGAGGAAACAAUAAGGUGGAAGUUGAUUUGAUGGAGAUGGUUUUAUCUUCUCAAGGAACCUUUAACAAUACCUUCUUUUGA
Nicotiana tabacum (common tobacco) is the source of this 1329-nucleotide messenger RNA. The record is from RefSeq and is a predicted model, not a curated record. NCBI's taxonomy places the organism in Eukaryota, Viridiplantae, Streptophyta, Magnoliopsida, Solanales, Solanaceae.